Molecule: messenger RNA, 724 nt
Organism: Peromyscus leucopus (white-footed mouse)
Lineage: Eukaryota; Metazoa; Chordata; Mammalia; Rodentia; Cricetidae
Gene: Tnnc1
Product: troponin C1, slow skeletal and cardiac type
Exons: 6
Coding region: 57-542 (161 amino acids)
Cellular component (GO): myosin II complex
Molecular function (GO): calcium ion binding
Source: RefSeq, a predicted model, not a curated record
GCUGAGGGCUGGCUGGCUGGCAACCCCAGUAGCCUGUCCUGUGAGCUGCCUCCAACAUGGAUGACAUCUACAAAGCCGCGGUAGAGCAGUUGACAGAAGAGCAGAAGAAUGAGUUCAAGGCUGCCUUCGAUAUCUUUGUCCUGGGUGCGGAGGAUGGCUGCAUCAGUACCAAGGAGCUGGGCAAGGUGAUGAGGAUGCUGGGCCAGAACCCCACCCCUGAGGAGCUGCAGGAGAUGAUCGACGAAGUGGAUGAAGAUGGCAGUGGCACAGUGGACUUCGACGAGUUCCUCGUCAUGAUGGUUCGGUGCAUGAAGGACGAUAGCAAAGGGAAGUCUGAGGAGGAGCUGUCCGAUCUCUUCCGCAUGUUUGACAAAAAUGCUGACGGCUACAUCGACUUGGACGAGCUGAAGAUGAUGCUGCAGGCUACGGGCGAGACAAUUACAGAGGAUGACAUUGAAGAGCUCAUGAAGGAUGGCGAUAAGAACAAUGAUGGCCGGAUUGACUAUGAUGAGUUCCUGGAAUUCAUGAAGGGUGUGGAGUAGACACUGACUUUGCACAGAGUUGCCCCCACGCCAGUCCUCCCUCUCCAGACGGACCCUGUGGUACCGGUACAACUGGGUUCUCUAGACUCUGAACCUGGUUGUGUCCUUUAAUGCCCCCCCCCAACCUGGACUCUCUCCCCUUUCCUGUCCUGGGGAAUGCAAAUAAAUCCUUGCUCCCUAGA